UUGGAACAUGAGCGGAGCAAGUCAUGGUGACGUUGGGAUAGUUUCUCCUGCGGCUCUGGGACUGUCGCCAAUUCGGCAGGACAAGGAGGUCGCUGGAUUGGCGAGUGGACGAACAAGUUACGUAAGCGUGUUGACUAAGGCGCAAAUUCCAGCACGACUUUCCGGUGUCGCCAGUGCCGGAGCUAGAAUCGAAUUUGCCGCUGACAUCUUGAUUGGUAACGGCUGUGUUGCUUGGAGGAGUGCGCAUGCGGUGCCGCCAUGUUUUUAGGGGGCAAUAAUAUUCAUAACUGAGAGGAAUUUGCCACCAAUUGCUCAGAAUGGGGACAACUUGUCCAUCAAGCGAAUUUGUGAUCUGAGCAAGUUGAGUGGACAAAUACAUAGCGAGCGGACAAGAAAAAUAAUGUGGAUAAAUUUGAGGUUUUGUGGCAAAAACAGCCAGUUUAUUAUCUGCGAUAACAAGUGUAGAGCUGGAUGAACACAGCAGGCUAAGCAGCAUCAGAGGAGCAGGAAGGCUGACGUUUUGGGCCUAGACCCUUCUUCAGAAUGACAGUUAUCUGAAUGACAAUUGAUUGGGACGUCAUAUCUCACCAACCUUUUAGUUGUUUCAGUGGCGGAGUCCGGGAGAACGCGCAAGGGCAGCCUGGGAAGGUGCAGACUUCAGCCGAAGAUUUCCCAAUUGUAGACGCAGCGAAAUUGUUUGAAUGGAUGAGGGUAUCGCUGACCAGGCAGCAUUUAUUGGCUGUCCUCAAUUGCCCAGAGGCCAGUCCAGUGUCAACCACAUUGCUGUGGGUCUGGAGUGACGUGUAGGCCAGACCAGGAUAUUGAAAGAAGAAGAUUCACAGUUGGGAAACUGCAACGAAAUAUUACAUCAGGAUUUCACAGAAUUGCCCACUUCAUUGGAACCUGAAUCUCACUAGAUUUUUGAACAUGGAGGGAGAAAGCAACAUUGACAGCUGUGAUAAACUGUACACAUUUUGUGUGUGUGGACAAGCAUUCAACCGAUCAUCUGACCUCUCAAAACACAACUGGAAUCACAAGGAGAAACCAUGGAAAUGUGGGGUCUAUGGGAAGGGAUUAACCUCCUCAACUGAACUGGAAACUCACUGGUGCAAGCGAGUUUUGAGAAGAUUUGUAGCUCAAGUUGAGUUUCUGGAUGUCAGUUUGCUCGCUGAGUUGAAAGUUCAUUUGAUGGCCAUGAGGUGCCAAGCUUCAACAGAUCCAAUUGCAGUGCGACUGAGGGAUGGAGAUGGCCCCUGUUCAGGGAGAGUUGAGAUGUAUUACAACAACACGUGGGGAGCUGUCUGCGAUGAUAGUUGGGACAUCCUUGAUGCAAAUGUCGUUUGUAAGCAAACUGGAUGUGGACCUGCCCGAUCGGCUCCAGGUGAUGCUCACUUUGGGCCAGCGCAGUCUUCCUUCUGGUUGGAUAAUGUUGGUUGUGAAGGCACUGAGUGGAAUUUGCACCAGUGCCCAUCGAACUCAUUGGGCGAACACAACUGCCAACCUAAUGAGGCAGCGUCUGUUAUUUGUUUAGAUCCGAUUGCAGCACGAUUGAGAGAUGGAAAUAGCCCCUGUUCAGGGAGAGUUGAGAUGUAUUACGACAACACUUGGGGAGCUGUCUGCGAUGAUAGUUGGGACAUCCUUGAUGCAAAUGUCGUUUGUAAACAAACUGGAUGUGGACCGGCCCGAUCGGCUCCGGGUGAUGCUCACUUUGGGCCAGCGCAGUCUUCCUUCUGGUUGGAUGAUGUUGGUUGUAAAGGCACUGAGUGGAAUUUGUACCAGUGCCCAUCGAACUCAUUGGGCGAACACAACUGCCAACCUAAUGAGGCAGCGUCUGUUAUUUGUUCAGAACAAUUCCAGGUCAGAAUCGUGAAUGGGGACAAUGAAUGUUCUGGGAGACUGGAAGUCUUUUACAAAAAAACAUGGGGCACUGUCUGUGAUGAUGGUUGGGACCUACGUGAUGCUCAGGUGGUCUGCACCGAGUUGAAUUGUGGGUUUGCCCAGGCUGCUCCUGGAAAUGCUAAGUUUGGGAAAGGCCUAUCGUUGAUUUGGCUGGAUUCCGUUGAAUGCAGUGGGUCUGAAUCAAACCUCUGGCAGUGCCAAUCAGACACUCUGGGUCAGCACGACUGCCAGCACAGUGAGGAUGCAUCUGUAAUCUGUUCUGAUCACCCACCAAAGCCCAUUUUGUCACUUGAAAUGAAACGUGAAAUCUUCACAACAAAGGAGACAAUCCAAUUAAAGUGUACAGCUCACAAUUAUUAUGCGGGCAGUACAUUUUAUUUGAAGAAAACUGGGGACAGUUCCUUCAGUGCCUCUCAAACUGCUCCAGAAGGGGCUUACAGUGUGAUCUUCUUCAUCCACGAUGCGGAUCUGAGCCAUGGUGGGAACUAUACAUGCCACUAUCAAACAAACAGCUCAGGAAAGCCUCUGAAUUCAAGCAGCAGUGACUCUGUAAUUGUGGUCGUCACAGAUUUGAUUCAGAUGCGGUUGGUGAAUGGGACAGAUCCAUGUUCUGGAAGAGUUGAACUUAAUUACAAAGACAUUUGGGGAGCAGUUUGUGAUGAUGAGUGGGACAUAGAAGAUGCAAACGUUGCUUGUAAGCAAAUGGGCUGUGGACCAGCCAGUUCAGCUCCUGGGAGUGCUCAGUUUGGAGAAGCCACUGGAAUGUUCUGGUUGGACGACAUUGAGUGUAAAGGACAUGAGUUGAACUUAUUCCAGUGUCCAUCAAGCCCAGGUGGAAAACACAACUGCCACGCAGAAGAGGCAGCAUCUGUUAUUUGCUUAGAUCCGAUUUCACUGCGAUUCAUGAAUGGGACGGACAAGUGUUCUGGGAGAGUUGAAGUCUAUUAUAACAACAGCUGGAAAGCCAUCUGUGACAAUGGUUGGGACAUAGAUGAUGCCAAUGUCGUUUGCCGUCAACUGGGCUGUGGGCAAGCCAGAUCUGCUCCAGGGGGUGCCCAUUUUGGCAUGGAGCCUGGAGACUUCUGGUCAUAUACAGUCAAAUGUAAAGGAACUGAGUCCAACCUCAUCCAAUGUCAAGCAACUUCAAUGGAAGGAGACCAUUGCAGUUUGGGAUACACUGCUUCUGUUAUUUGUUCAGGUCUUUAUUCCAAUGAAUAUCUAUUUCGUCUCUGCCUUGCGGCUGUUGUUUUGGUUCUGCUCACGAUCUUUCUUGUAUUGGAACUGAGAAGAAAACCCUAGGAAUCGAAGAAUACAGAUGGGAAAGCUAGAUGCCAAAAUACCAAGAGGUACUGGGCUUCAUUUAUGCCAUAAAAUUAAAUAGUACGAAGCAAUAUUCUCCACGUG
This is a messenger RNA of Stegostoma tigrinum, 3303 nucleotides long. RefSeq names its product deleted in malignant brain tumors 1 protein-like. The record is from RefSeq and is a predicted model, not a curated record. Gene Ontology annotation, cellular component: membrane. The transcript is spliced from 13 exons. Bases 928 to 3198 code for a protein of 756 amino acids. NCBI's taxonomy places the organism in Eukaryota, Metazoa, Chordata, Chondrichthyes, Orectolobiformes, Stegostomatidae.